This is a messenger RNA of Zootoca vivipara (common lizard), 3538 nucleotides long. The record is from RefSeq and is a predicted model, not a curated record. Lineage: Eukaryota; Metazoa; Chordata; Lepidosauria; Squamata; Lacertidae.
GUGUGGGUGUUUGUUUCUGGCUGUGACCUUGUUUGUUUCUGGCUGUGACCUUUCACCUAGAAGUGUGAGUCAGGAAGUUCAGGUGAUUAGCUGCGGGCGGAGCUAGUCAGAGCUUGGAGUGCAGCGACUGAGGAAGGAGCAGAAGGGCUGCUGCCUCUUGGAUUUGGGUGACUGUUCAGGCUUGUGUGGGUGUUUGUUUCUGGCUGUGACCUUGUUUGUUUCUGGCUGUGACCUUUCACCUAGAAGUGUGAGUCAGGAAGUUCAGGUGAUUAGCUGUGGGCGGAGCUAGUCAGAGCUUGGAGUGCAGCGACUGAGGAAGGAGCAGAAGGUGAGCUGAGCUUGGGAGACACUCUGUAGGUUUUGUGGCUUUGUCUUUUGGGGCUGUGUGUGAGUAAGUUUGUGUGCUUAUCUGUUUUCUUACUUGUUUGUGUGCUUGUGCUGGUUUUCUAGGGCUGCUGCCUCUUGGAUUUGGGUGACUGUUCAGGCUUGUGUGGGUGUUUGUUUCUGGCUGUGACCUUGUUUGUUUCUGGCUGUGACCUUUCACCUAGAAGUGUGAGUCAGGAAGUUCAGGUGAUUAGCUGCGGGCGGAGCUAGUCAGAGCUUGGAGUGCAGCGACUGAGGAAGGAGCAGAAGGGCUGCUGCCUCUUGGAUUUGGGUGACUGUUCAGGCUUGUGUGGGUGUUUGUUUCUGGCUGUGACCUUGUUUGUUUCUGGCUGUGACCUUUCACCUAGAAGUGUGAGUCAGGAAGUUCAGGUGAUUAGCUGUGGGCGGAGCUAGUCAGAGCUUGGAGUGCAGCGACUGAGGAAGGAGCAGAAGGUGAGCUGAGCUUGGGAGACACUCUGUAGGUUUUGUGGCUUUGUCUUUUGGGGCUGUGUGUGAGUAAGUUUGUGUGCUUAUCUGUUUUCUUACUUGUUUGUGUGCUUGUGCUGGUUUUCUAGGGCUGCUGCCUCUUGGAUUUGGGUGACUGUUCAGGCUUGUGUGGGUGUUUGUUUCUGGCUGUGACCUUGUUUGUUUCUGGCUGUGACCUUUCACCUAGAAGUGUGAGUCAGGAAGUUCAGGUGAUUAGCUGCGGGCGGAGCUAGUCAGAGCUUGGAGUGCAGCGACUGAGGAAGGAGCAGAAGGGCUGCUGCCUCUUGGAUUUGGGUGACUGUUCAGGCUUGUGUGGGUGUUUGUUUCUGGCUGUGACCUUGUUUGUUUCUGGCUGUGACCUUUCACCUAGAAGUGUGAGUCAGGAAGUUCAGGUGAUUAGCUGUGGGCGGAGCUAGUCAGAGCUUGGAGUGCAGCGACUGAGGAAGGAGCAGAAGGUGAGCUGAGCUUGGGAGACACUCUGUAGGUUUUGUGGCUUUGUCUUUUGGGGCUGUGUGUGAGUAAGUUUGUGUGCUUAUCUGUUUUCUUACUUGUUUGUGUGCUUGUGCUGGUUUUCUAGGGCUGCUGCCUCUUGGAUUUGGGUGACUGUUCAGGCUUGUGUGGGUGUUUGUUUCUGGCUGUGACCUUGUUUGUUUCUGGCUGUGACCUUUCACCUAGAAGUGUGAGUCAGGAAGUUCAGGUGAUUAGCUGCGGGCGGAGCUAGUCAGAGCUUGGAGUGCAGCGGCGCGCGCCUAGCGGCGCGCGCAUUUUGACCCAUCUUUUUGAUCUAGGGCAGCAAGUCUUACACGUUUGUUAGGGGGGACCUAGGCCUCUUCCUCUUUCCCCCUUGACUUCAAGGUUUUCAAGAUGGAGGUGGAGGGAACAACCGUUGUCACCUGCAAUUCCUGUGCAAUGUUUGUUUUCUUGCCAAAGGAUGUGGGUAGCUACACGUGCAACAAUUGCAAGUUGGUUGCCCUACUAGAAAACAAGGUUGCCCUUCUGGAAGAGAAGGUGCAGCAGCUUCAGGGGCGUGUAUCUACGCUCCAGAGAAUUAAGGAGCUGGAGCUUUUCUUGGAUGCAGCAGAGCACACUGUCUGCACCAAGGAGGAGACAGGGGAUCUCCCUGAGGAGGAGGUCAGUUCCCCAACACAGCAGCCAGAUGUAUGGAGGAACGUGACUCAUAGAAGUAGAAGGCCCAGGGAUCGCUCUGAGUGCUUAGAAUUACACAACCGUUUUGAAGUGCUCAUGGAAGACGAGGAACAGACUCCACCUGAGGAUCUCUCCCUCAUCACAGUUGAUGAGGAAUAUGAAGACGAGCAGCAAAGUCAGUCCUCCGGGAAUAUGCAGGUAACCUUGGAAGGGACAGCACAUGGAAGAAUCCCAACCAAGCCUAUGAAGAGGCGUGUAGUGGUGAUUGGGGAUUCCCUACUGAGGGGUACAGAAGCAGUGAUCUGUGGGCCUGACAAGAUGUCUCGAGAGGUGUGCUGUCUACCUGGGGCCAAGAUCAAAGAUGUAACAGAACGGCUGCAAGGAAUCAUAAAACCCACCGACAAAUACCCCUUCCUUUUGGUGCAUGUGGGAACCAAUGACACUGCAAGCCAUAGCUUACAGAAGAUCAAAAAUGAUUAUGAGGCUCUGGGCAGGAAGUUGAAGCAAUUAGAUGCACAAAUUGUCAUCUCUUCUGUCCUCCCAGUUGAACGACAUGGCCCAGGGAGAGAGGGAAAAAUAGGGGAAGUGAACAACUGGCUUCGCAAAUGGUGCAAACAGGAACGGUUUGGAUUCCUAGAUCACGGUCUGCAGUUUCUUGAAGAUGGACUUCUGGCAAGUGAUGGACUGCACCUCACAAAAGUUGGGAGGAAUGUUUUUGCCACAAAACUCAAAAACCUCAUCAGGAGGGCUUUAAACUGACUUAUGUGGGGGAGGGAGACAGUUGUCCUGAAGGUAGGAGUCUAUCAAAUGCUGAAGAUGAUCAUCCAAAUGUCAAGGACCAAAUGGAGCAAGCAGCAUGCAGACCUAGUGGUGGGACGAAAAUAUCCUUAAAUAAGAGACAUGGGGGAAUGAUCAACGGUCUUCAAUGUCUGUAUACUAAUGCACAGAGCAUGGGAAAUAAACAAGAUGAACUUGAGCUCUUGGUACAGCAAACUAAAUAUGACAUAAUAGGCAUCACUGAAACCUGGUGGGAUGAGUCUCAUGACUGGAAUGUAGUAAUAGAGGGAUACAAUCUAUUUAAGAGAAAUAGACCAAACAGGAAAGGAGGAGGAGUAGCUUUAUAUGUUAGGGAUAUGUAUACCUGUGAAGAGAUCCAGGAUUUAAAACUUCAAAGCCAAAUUGAGAGUAUCUGGGUCAAAAUUAAGGGAGAGAAAAACAACAGUGAUCUCAUUGUGGGAGUUUACUAUAGAUCCCCAAGCCAAACUGAGGACACAGAUGAUGCCUUCCUGGAACAGAUGGCCAAGCAUUCCAAAGGAAGUGAGAUAGUAGUAAUGGGGGAUUUCAACUAUCCUGAUAUUUGUUGGAUGUCAAACUCAGCCAAGAGCAUAAGGUCGAACAGAUUCCUCACUGGCCUUGCAGACAACUUCAUUGUCCAGAAAGUGGGAGAAGCAACAAGAGGAUCAGCCAUUUUAGAUCUGGUCCUAACCAAUAGUGAUGACUUGGUUAGUGGGGUAGAAGUGGCAGGAUCAUUAGAGAUCGGAAG